AUGCAAUCACCAUCGACGCCGGUGACGUCAUCACCUCUCCUCAGUUCUCCAGCUCCGAUCUCCUCUCUUCCAGGAGGUGCAAGGGGGACAUUAGUUUCCAUGAUGAGAAAACCACCCUCGUUGGUCGACUUGUGUGUGCGGAUGGCGAUAGAUAAAGUUAGGUACCUAGGAAAUGUUGGGACAGUGGACAACCACCUGUUGGAUCGCAUUUUAAGCCACUGUACACUCGAUCAGUUGAAGCACAUUGAGGAUUGUACAGAAGGUAGAGAUCUAAGUCCUGUAACUGAUAUACUCUGGAAGACAUUUUACAGUCGUGAUUUUGGUGUUGAUAGUGCCAAUCUUGUUGAUCAGAGGUUGAGAAAGAGUAAGAAGACCUACAAAUGGAGACAAUUGUAUGAGGCUAAGGUACAAGAGAGGGAAGAGGCAACAGAACAAUUAGUUGAUCGAAUGAAGCAACGUUAUGAAGAAGAAAAUGCUAGGAAACGAAGUCGUCAAAUACAGCUAUGUGCAAAGCUCCCACCUUCCAGCAAGAAAAGAAGCUUUUGUGGUGGUGUCAUUGCCAGCAACAUUUACAACACAAAAAGUGGCUUGAUGAAGAAGGCAAAGCUAGACUUCGUCAACAGCCGAGAAGUGAAAAAUAUAGCUGCUAUGAAGAAUAAGGUGGUUCACCAAUAUCAAAGUGUUUCUCCCGUUGGGAAGCCACAUGUGACUUCUGGAUUAGGAGUGAAAAAUACAGCGGGUAUGAAAAAUAAGGCGGUGUGCAAGAAUCAAAGUGUUUCUCCCAUUGGGAAGCCGCAUGCGACUUUUGGAUUAGCUUCUUCUUCUUCUUCUUCUUCACCACCGUUGUCCAUGACCAAAAUGGGCAAGCCAGUCCAGAGGAGAUUUUGA
Striga hermonthica is the source of this 888-nucleotide messenger RNA. The record is from the annotation of a GenBank genome assembly. Lineage: Eukaryota; Viridiplantae; Streptophyta; Magnoliopsida; Lamiales; Orobanchaceae.